GGUAUUUUGCACAGUGCUGUAGGGUUUAACUGUCACAUUUAAAUCACUUUUAGAUUCUUCAAAGCCUAAUAGAUGACGGUAAAAAAAAAAAGUCUUACCAAUAAUAUUUAAAUCAAUCAUUUGGUGUGCAGUCUUAACUUUAACAUUUAAAUUAGUUGAGUAAAUUUGUAUUUUAUUAAGUUUUGUAGAGUGUAAACGGUAAUAUUUGGGAAAUUAAACUAAUUAAAUUGAGUAAAUUAGUGUAUUUAUUUUUUUAAUUUCUAAGGGGUUAAUGUAAAAAAUACACAAAAAUAAUACUAAUGUCUUUGUCUUAUUAUUUAAACCUGUUAGGCAAAUUAGUAACACUGAUAAUAUUUCUUUAUUGUGAAGCUCUCUGAGUCAACAUGCUGUGUUUUAAAUGUGCCACAGAAAUGACUUCACUAAAUGAAAGUACAGAAUACCUGAGUAGUUUCUACCACUGCACACCCCAGUUUCUAACUUGGGGGUUCAUUGUUUCACUUUUUAAAGGUUUCACGUGUGUUUCUGUUUUUACUCCCCCUCCUCCCCCCUCCCGGUUUCUGUCCGCCUCGUGUGACGUCACGGCUCACCUGUGGGUGGGAGCAGAUCUGGGAUUAGCUGUAGCCACAGGUAAUAGCCAAACAGUGGGAGACUCGGCAGCACAACACUGUCAACUUUACCGAAACAAAGACGACACGAAUGGGCCGAGUGGGUUCGUCUGGUCGAAGCGCAGGAACCAGAACUUAGCAGGUUUGCAAAAGUUGGUCUCUGAGUGGAGGUGGAAAUCACCUGAACGCUCGAAAUCCGCCUUUCCUCCUCGGCUUUGAAGCGCUCGGCUCGAAGUUUUCUCCCCGAGACUUCCGCGGUUUGCUCGCCGAACAAGUUAUCCGGGAUAAAACUCGACCACAGCUGUUUCUUCUUAUGCGGUGAGUGGCUCCUUUUGCACGUUACCAUGAAAACGGUGAAAAGUUGAAUGAAGUUUGGUGGUUGCUGCUCUCCUGCGCGCCGUGGGCCAAACUCAGGGUGCGACGAGUGGAAUAAGUUAUUAUCAAGGCAGGAAUCAAUGCACUCACUUUUAUUUACAUUCUCAGAAUUUCCUGGCACCUUAUUUUACUGUCGGCGUGAAUCCAGGUUUUGUGAAAUGGUGCGUUUACUGCUGCAAGCCCGUGUGGGAACACAUGUACAGCAGUUUGUUUUUUUUUUUUUACUAAACAUGCCUCUCCCCUCCCCUAAAACAGGUCCCAGGCGUUCUGAGCCAUGCCUGGCCACAGCACAGGGGCUCCCCAGACGUCCCGCCACCACAAAUACCACGGCUCUGGCUCCAGCUCCAAAGCGGAAAAGUACCGACAAACCCGGACAAUAUCCAGGGACAGCACAGCCAGUCAGGACUCCUUCAAGGACCCUCAUGGGGAGCAUCUCCGAGACCACAACGACCACUCCCGCUACUCAGACAGCAAAUACAGUCGCAGCAGAGCCCACCCAAGGAACGGAAGGGGCUCAGAGACUAUAGGCUUUAUCCCCGGGUCUGCAGACAACGCGCCCCCCAGCAGACAUGCCUGCGGCUCCUGUGCCUCCAUGGGCUGGGGCGGCUGCAAGGCCCUCAUCUGCUGCAUUCUCUCCUGCGGGUUUUACGGCAGCCGAGAGCCCUGCCUGCAUGUGAAUGAAAGCUCCACAGACCAUCCCCCUAAAGCAGCCGCCGAGCCUCACCCUCCCAAUGGCAUGGCUGUGCUCAACCCCACCUGCGGCAUCCCCCUGGAGUCCAACAAGCCCCCCAAGGCCUCCAAGCUGCCUGCCAGCGACAGCUUCCGCUACCAGGACGUGCGCAUCGGAGGUCAGACAGUCAGGUACCCGUUGCCCGCUUCCAAGCGCACCCGCACUCCCGGCAAAGGUGAAAGCCAGCGGCCGGUGAGCAACACCAGCCUGCUGUCCCGCGAGGACUACGACCUGGACGACCUGAGCGACACGGGCACGGACAUUGACUCGCUCAUCACCAAGAAGCUGCUGGAGCUGUACGCGCUGCACCAGAUCGACCAGCUGGCCAAGUGCACCUCGGACUCGUCGUUCUCCCGCAAGACCAACGAGAUCAGCGAGCUCAUCUACAACAUCGCCCAGGACUACAACCUGGAGGAGCAGGAGGCCGAGUGCAAGCUGGUGCACGGCGUCAUCCGCAUCAGCACCCGCAAGGGCAAGAGGAACAAGAACCACCAGUCGACGGGGCAGCGGCCCAACGGCAGGAGCGACGGGACGCUGCCGGACAGCGGCAACGAGACCAUGACCUUCAUGAGCAGCGACUUUCCAGAAGUGAAAGUGUCGGAGCAGACGCCAUCAGACGAGCUGGCUCGGAAAAUGAGACUCCACAGCGGGAGAACGUACUCCUCCAGCACCGCCACUGCCUACUCGGCCUACCACCACGACACUGGAACAGACUCUUCCGGUGCUCCUCUGCUCUCUCUCUAAAGGGCAAAACACAAACUAUUUACAAAGGAUGUCGCCCAAUACAUGGAGGCCUUCAUCCUUCCUUCUGUUACUGAGCGAAGCACCUUUUUUUUUUCCUGCGUGGGGCGGUUGUUCUUUAAGAGCGUCAUUUUACUGCAAGCACCCUUUUUUUCCAAAUCUUUCCUGGAAAUCGCCCACUGAGAAGAUUCUUUUUUCUCACAGGGUUUAACAUUGUAUUGGAAUUUGUGCGCAGUGUUUUAAAGUUGUUUUCAGAAAAUGGAAAACUCGAUACAGUAUGCAGCAGCAGCCAGGUGGCCACAUUAUAGAGACUGAUGGUAGAAACGCAACCGUCCUCAUUCUUGUCCUUGUUCUUGUUUAUGCAAGUCAUUGUGUGUGCGUGCGUGCGUGCGUGCGUGCGUGCGUGUGUGUGUUUGAGCUUACUGACUCCUGCCAUUUCUUCACACUUCUGUGAUGCAUGUUUUGACCUGAAAACUGUAUUUGUUAAGCCAUAUGUUGAUGUAAAUAAUAUCCAGUCAAUGUUACUUUGUGGUUUUAUGAACCAUUUGUGGCCAUUUUUUGUAUUAGCCGGUCUUAUUUUUAAAAAAAAUAAAAGCCUUCAUGCGUG
Molecule: messenger RNA, 3058 nt
Organism: Acanthochromis polyacanthus (spiny chromis)
Lineage: Eukaryota; Metazoa; Chordata; Actinopteri; Pomacentridae
Gene: kdf1a
Product: keratinocyte differentiation factor 1a
Exons: 3
Coding region: 1255-2454 (399 amino acids)
Biological process (GO): keratinocyte development; regulation of epidermal cell division
Cellular component (GO): cell junction
Source: RefSeq, a predicted model, not a curated record